Molecule: messenger RNA, 857 nt
Organism: Musa acuminata subsp. malaccensis (wild Malaysian banana)
Lineage: Eukaryota; Viridiplantae; Streptophyta; Magnoliopsida; Zingiberales; Musaceae
Product: protein NUCLEAR FUSION DEFECTIVE 6, mitochondrial-like
Cellular component (GO): mitochondrion
Source: RefSeq, a predicted model, not a curated record
ACAGUGACUGCUACUACGCAACGGCAAAAUAGCGGAGGUUAGAAGAGGGCCAAACGUAAACAUGGCGGCGGCGAUUGGCGGCGCACGAAGAGCCCUCGCAUGCCGUGGCAUCCCUUCUUCUCUGAUCUCCGUUGCCGCCACCUCGAGAGCUUUCCCAUCUUCUUCUCCUCCAACUCGGGCCUUCUCUCGGCUCUCGCGCCGCAAGCGUCCCUCGGGAAUCUCGAGGUCCGCGGUUGAGUUGGGUUGUGCACAGUCUUUGAUGCCUUUUCACAGCGUUACUGCCACGGCAUUGCUCACUUCUAUGCUCUCCGCAAGGCCUGGAGGCUGGACUUGGCUUUCAGAAGGAUUUGCAACGCCUCUAUGACAUCAGAGAUAAACUUGAAACAAAUGCUGUGCUGAGGAUUGCUGAGUUUGUUUCUUGAUCAAUGUGCUUACUAGAAGGCGUCAUUGCUCUAAACGAUGAUCUUGGUUCUUCUCUCUUCUAAAAUAAAUGUUACGUUGGAUUUCAAUUCUAGCAUACCAGAAAUAUCUCAACAAUUCCUUUCUGGUCUUGUGUUAUGAAAGUGUGUCGCAACCUCCUGGCAUAGUCAUUCUUAUAGUGGUUGAAACUUUUUAUCAUAUUCUCAGGAACAUCCAACUGCAGCUGUUUUCCUUUUUGUUAUCUGUUUCAUGUUUCAGUCACGUUUUUUAGAUGCGUGUUUUUAAUAUUUGGAUGCGCAAGGUUUCAUUCGGAUGCGCAAAUGUUAACACAACAUUGCUACUUGAGGUGCUGUCAUCUGGCCAAACAUUAUGAUGUUUGUAAGUUAGAUAAGCAAUCAAUUGCUAUUUUAUGAGUCUGUCAGCCAUCAAACCUUUAA